This is a messenger RNA of Dicentrarchus labrax (European seabass), 2878 nucleotides long. Its product is annotated as beta-1,3-galactosyltransferase 2. The record is from RefSeq and is a predicted model, not a curated record. Bases 337 to 1398 code for a protein of 353 amino acids. NCBI's taxonomy places the organism in Eukaryota, Metazoa, Chordata, Actinopteri, Moronidae. Gene Ontology annotation, molecular function: N-acetyl-beta-D-glucosaminide beta-(1,3)-galactosyltransferase activity. The transcript has 4 exons. Gene Ontology annotation, cellular component: membrane.
GCGUGCAAUAAUGAUUCAAAGUUAACCACAAGUCAUGUUGAGCCAUGUACAUCUACCUAAAACACCUUCAGCAGGCUCGUCAAAUGUAGCAUAUUCAGCAGCAGCAUUCAUCUUACAAUGUUGCACUGGUGGACAGCACAUGUAUUUUUUCAGAGCAGCGUGAUGUCUGUUCGGGAUGCCUGGUGCAGUUGUCUGACACAUUCUACCACAAACCACAGUGCAGAUGGUUAAAGUAGACUUCAACAGCAACAUCCUCUUUUUUUACCUGCUGUUUGUCUGUUAGCUGCUGUAUAUGUCACAGCAGUAGGAUUGGAAAUCUUUGUCUACCUUUCGAAAAUGCUGGACGAGUCUAUUUCCAACUGUGAAAAGACUCCAUGGACAAGAGCUAGACGAUGGUUCUGUGUUUUGAUGCUAUUCCUCAUGAUGGGAACUUUAAUGUUAAUCUUCUACAGUUCAAGCUUUCAAGACUGGUCUUUGACCCUUUCGACAUUAAGGCCAAGCCGAUAUUACAACAUAAUGGAAGUUAGCAGUGUCGCACCAGCUGUCCCUACAGCCUCAGAAUACUUUGUGGCAUACCCACAACACUACCAUUUCAUACUGGAUGAACCCAAUAGAUGUCAGCAAGAAAGACCAUUCUUGGUUCUUUUGAUCCCAGUCGCACCCCAAAACAGAGAGGCCCGUGACACAAUCCGCAACACAUGGGGCAAAGAAACAACAGUGCUGGGCCAAGUGGUCAGGCACUACUUUCUGCUUGGACUAUCCAAAGAGGAAGAUGGGUCAGAGCCCCUUAAGGAGCAAGUGUUACAGGAAAGCCAGAAACAUCAUGAUAUUCUCCAGAGUAACUUCUUGGACAGCUACAAUAACCUGACCAUUAAAACCAUGGUCAUGUUUGAAUGGCUCACCUCCCAUUGCCCCAACACUUCCUAUGCCAUGAAGAUCGACUCUGACAUGUUCCUUAAUGUCCACAGACUUGUUGACAUACUUUUGAAAGCCCCCCGACAUCUCUACAUGACGGGAAUGGUGGCAAGGGGUGCUGCUGUUCUUAGAGACCACAACUCCAAGUGGUUUCUACCUGUUUCUGCCUUUGCUGAGUCGGUGUACCCACCGUAUGUCCUGGGACUAGGCUAUGUGUUCUCGCUGGAUUUACCCAAGAGGAUACUGGAGGCAUCUGAACAUGUUAAAGCUGUUUACAUUGAAGAUGUGUACGUGGGACUGUGUAUGAGACAUUUGGGAAUUGCAGUGACAGAUCCUCCUCAUGGUGGUUUGUUCAAGGCAUUUGCGCCUUAUUUCACAUAUAACUGUUAUUGGACCUCUGUCAUUACAACAAUAUUACAGAACUCUAAGCAGCUUUCAGAUGUAUGGGAAACAUAUCAGACUCAAAACAAGUCUUGUUUCUAGUGUUACUGUCUCAAUCUUGGUUGAUACCGCAACAGAGAUUGUGAAACAGGUACCCAUUUUAAAGUUAAGCUAAAUGUAUGCCUAUACUAUGUGUUUCCAAAGAUUGCACAGAUGAUUGUAAAGACGAAAAUAAUUCAAAGAUUUUCGGACUGAGACCAUUGUUUAAAAUCGGUCUUGUGGCCUUGUGGUUUAAAUGCCUGGCAAACGAGAAUGAGUUGGCAGGAUGAUAAUAAAUAACCACAGCAAGUAAGCAGUUACCCACAGUCAAGCGAUGGAGUUGUCUGCACUUCAAGCUCCUGUCAUCAGCUUCUAAAUUACAAUUUCCCUAUUUGGGAUGAAUAAAGUAAUUUUUCUUCUUCUUGAAAAUACUACUUCCAAGGUAACUUUAAUAGCAGGAAGCCAAAUGAUGAUUUAUCUACAAGGAUAAGACAAGCACAAAAUGUGAAAGACUGACAUUCACUGCAGAAAGAAGAGGAAGCUGUACACUAAUGCUGCUUAAAAGUGUAUUUAAAUGCACACAAGCACACAGUGGGCUGCAAAUAAAUUGUUGUAGUUACUGAAAUGCAAAUAUUGCAAGUAUUCAAUGUCCCCAGAAGAUUAAUCCUAAUAACUCAGGUGAGGUUUUUACUUUUGAUGCCACCAGCACUGUUUUUAUUUAUCCAGGGAAAUAUCUAUUUAUCUAUAUCUACUUAAUGGAUGUGCACCAAAGUUGGUACAGAUAUUCAUUGUUCCGAUUGUCCAGUACUGUUUCUUUACUCUUACAGCUGUAUGAGUGGAAAAACAUAGACGUGUUGAAUUUUUAUUGUGAUUCACCAAUGUAAAGCAACAGUGCGUGCAGAAUGUGGGCUAAUUUUAGCAUGCUGCAGCAGGUUAUGAGGCAUGCUGACCAUAGUGUAGCAGAGCAGAGUUUGAUCGCAUUCUGUUGAGGCUGAACCCUUCUCUGAGAAGUUCUGUCUCAAAAUUCUACUUAAUUAAUAAAAUAAUUGAUCAACAGAAAAUGUAUUGCCAUCUAUCGCACUGAAAUUUGAAAUUGAAAUCUAUGGAUGGAUUUCUGUGAAAUUCUCCACAGAUAUUUAUGGUUAUCUACAAGAGUGUAGGCAAUCUGGUACAUUCUGUUUUUUAUUCAAUGCUCAUACAUCUGUCUGUUUAUAGGCUGUUUUUGUUAUUUGACCUAUCCGUGUCUUCUUUUUGCCUAUAACAUAUAGAAUGUAGUAGGCCUACAUCACUGAAACUGUGACUUGUUUUCUUAACCCGUAUUGCACAGCCUAAAAUGUGACGUGUGUGGAGGUUUGAUGUGGUAAUUCCCUGCUUAUUGCAUGUCAGAUGUCAUGACAUAAAGCGAGCAGGUUGUUGCAGUUAUAAAUGUGUCUUUGCAACAGGAUUACCAGCCUAGUAAUCCUAAAGUAUAGUACAACUGCCAAUUUAUGUACAAUUUUAAUUUUGACAAUGAAUAUGUUAAUUAAAGCUGUAUGUAAUGUAA